UUCCGCAUGUCCGCGCUACGCGCUAACGCGACACACGAUAGCUCAACAAGCCCAUCCCGGAAGACUUGGUCCCGAUCCUGGCCAAGGACGAGGAGAAGCAGCGCCAGAUCAAGGAGAAGUCCAGCAAGGAUGCCGAGUCCACGCAAGCCCGCGCGAUCAGCACCUCCGCCACGCUCACCGCGUCACCUUCCGCAAGCCGUGCACUCGCGUCGCCCGCCACACCCUCGCACCCGCCUGGGUCGGCGAAACCGUCCGCUGCUGCGCUCGGGAAGAGCUCGGCUGCGAAGCCCGCCACGGGCAAGGAACUGGCGAAGGGGAGGAUACCGAUGGUCAUCCAGUCGAUCCCGCCGUUCAAGGGCAAGCGCAACAGUGCGAUGCCUGCGCCGACGCCCAGUGCGGCGCCGACGGGCCAGAGGCCUGGUGUGGCCAGCCCGCUGAGCCCGACGGCUGUGAACAGGCUGAAUGUGAACGCGUCUUCGUUCAGGCCGACUGUGAAGUCUGUGUCUCCGCCUGGUGGUACGCCAAACCCGAACGGCACUUCGUCGUCGACCGCGUCGCCGAAGGUGAAAGCCGUGGAGAGCUCCGCGUCCCCGACGCAGGGCCCGCCGAACCCGUUCUUCGGGACACGGCUCCCCAAGAAGGGCGCGGUGGUGCACAUCAAGGAGGACUUCAACCCGUUCAAGCACCACAAGGUCACGGAGCCGAAUCAAGUUGGCGCGACGUGGCCCUAUUCGGGCAAGCGCUACAUGCUGAUGUUCCCGCCACUACCCCAGCCCAGCAGCAGUCCCCGCCGAUGCAACACCCUCCCCCUCCCUCGAUGCAGCCCCCGCCGCCGUACGAGCCGCCAGAAGACGCGGCCCAGCAGGCCGCCGCGCGGGAUAUGUCUAUGCUUACCCUCCUUACUACCCUGCUCAGGUAUGUCGUCGAUAGUGGGCGUGGUUCGUGCACAGGCUUGGUUCGCUUACGUUGUGUGAUUGUGUGAUAGUAUGGCCAGCCGAUGAUGCCAGGGAUGGCUCCGCCUCCCCCUGGUGCAUAAUUCCUGCUGGACCGCCGUUCAUGCAGCAUAUGCCUUACCCACAUAUGCCCCCGAAUGCG
Messenger RNA from Fomitopsis serialis, 1095 nucleotides. RefSeq lists its product as uncharacterized. The record is from RefSeq and is a predicted model, not a curated record. Bases 327 to 974 code for a protein of 215 amino acids. Lineage: Eukaryota; Fungi; Basidiomycota; Agaricomycetes; Polyporales; Fomitopsidaceae. The transcript is spliced from 4 exons.